Molecule: messenger RNA, 1260 nt
Organism: Aspergillus mulundensis
Lineage: Eukaryota; Fungi; Ascomycota; Eurotiomycetes; Eurotiales; Aspergillaceae
Product: MCT family MFS transporter
Exons: 3
Coding region: 1-1260 (419 amino acids)
Biological process (GO): transmembrane transport
Cellular component (GO): fungal-type vacuole membrane
Molecular function (GO): transmembrane transporter activity
Source: RefSeq, a predicted model, not a curated record
AUGUCGUCUAUCCGGGAGAGUUCUAAGGAAGAGUCCAUCUCCCAACCCCAUAAGGAUCCCGUGUCCGCGCCAUUUCCAGACGGCGGAGCACGAGCCUGGAUGGUGGCUCUGGGAGCUGGUGGUGUGCUGUUCUGUACUUUUGGAUAUGUCAACGCUUUUGGUGUCUACCAAGAUUAUUACAUUACCCAUCAGUUGAGCAACUAUAGUGCUUCGGAAAUUGCUUGGAUUGGAUCUGUACAGACCUUCUUUCUCUUCGGAUCAGGUCUUAUUGGUGGUCCCUUAUUUGAUCGCUAUGGAUCGAAAGUCAUCUGGGGGCCAGCCGUAUUCGUCAUAUUCAGCGUGAUGAUGACCAGCCUUUGCACGAAAUUCUACCAAUUCUUCUUAGCCCAAGGUAUCCUCGGCGGGAUUAGCAUGGGCCUGUCUUUAUCUCCAGCCCUCUCGUCCACGGCCCAAUAUUUUCAGAAAAAGCGCGCAGCCGCAAUGGGCAUCACCAUUGCCGGGUCCUCCCUCGGCGGUGUUAUUUUCCCCAUCGCACUGGAGCAAAUGUUCUACUCCUCGCUGGGCUUUGCAUGGGCUGUCCGCAUCGUCGGCUUCAUCAUGCUGGGCGUCAUGUCCUUUUCCGUCAUCGGCAUCCGCGCGCGCCUUCCGCCCAAAAAACAACGAUUGCUCAAGCUCGAGGCCUUCGAGAAGAUGCAGUACGUCGCGACACUCACAGCGAUCUUCUUCCUCAACGUCGGCAUCUUCACCCCAUUCUUCUACCUCCCGCUAUACGGGCAAUCCCACGGCAUGAGCACGAGCCUUUCCUUCUACCUGAUCGCCAUCCAAAACGCAGCCUCCUUCUUCGGCCGGCUUGUCCCUGGCGUCAUCGCCGACAAAAUCGGCCCGUACAACAUGCUCGGUACAGUGAGCAUCAUUACCGCAAUCAUCACGUACUGCUGGGUCCGAAUGACAACCAACGCAACGAUCAUCGUCUUUGCAGUCCUGUACGGCUUCUUUUCCGGUGGUAUCAUCGGUAUUACACCAGCUUGUAUCGCCAACUGUGCAGGCCACCCUCAGGAAAUCGGCACGUACAUUGGCAUGGGCAUGGCGGUUAUGUCGGUUGCCACGCUCAUCGGCCCGCCGAUCAACGGCGCGCUGCUCAACGAGUACGGUGGCUUCCUGCAGGUGCAGAUCUUCAGUGCGACGGUUAUGAUUUUUGGUGGGUUCCUGGCCUUUGUGGCCAAGUUGGUGGGUGGCAAGAGUGUUUUGGCGAAAGGAUGA